Eriocheir sinensis (Chinese mitten crab) is the source of this 4928-nucleotide messenger RNA. RefSeq lists its product as uncharacterized. Lineage: Eukaryota; Metazoa; Arthropoda; Malacostraca; Decapoda; Varunidae. Gene Ontology annotation, biological process: regulation of transcription by RNA polymerase II. Gene Ontology annotation, molecular function: DNA-binding transcription factor activity, RNA polymerase II-specific; RNA polymerase II cis-regulatory region sequence-specific DNA binding. The transcript has 3 exons. The record is from RefSeq and is a predicted model, not a curated record. The coding region runs from base 147 to 4115 and encodes 1322 amino acids.
UCGCGGCGCACGAGACUCAGCAAGGCGGCCCCAUUUUCCCUAGUGCUCCUCGCCCCUUCAUGCCUUAUUUCCGCCAUUUUCCGCGUCCAUCCGCACCUUAGCGCCUUGGCUCGGUGUGCGGCGCCUCGAGGACCACGGGAAGGGCGAUGGCGUCGUCGUCCAUAGAGGUGAUGGGUGUCGGGGGCGGCGAGGUCAAGGUGAUGCUGAUGGAUGACUCGGUGGGUGAAGACGGGGAGGUGGAUGAGGAGCUUCAGACCAUCAUCACAGCCUCCGCGGACGAUAACGGGCAGAUGGUGACGUCGGUAGAGGGGCAACAGCCAGCGAACCAUGGUGACGAUGGGUUCGGUCUCGAGGAGGGCGAGUUCACCACCCUGGAGGGCAUGGAGUCUCCCCCAGGGACCAUCAUCUUCUCGCCCCAAGACCUCCUGCGGCCCUCCAAGCCCUCGCAGCGGGGGCGUGGUCGGGGCUUCCUACGUCCGGGGCUCACCAACAUCAAGCAGGAACCACACGCCCCACCCAUGUACGGGAGCUCCGGGGACAUGGAGGUGCCCGUGUCGUGUGAGGUGUGCGGGAAGGUUAUGAUGACGGGGAAAACGCUAGUGCAGCACAUGGCUAUACAUUCGGACAUGAAGCCGUUUCAGUGCCCGCAUUGCCCCAAGUCGUUCGCCCGGAAGGUGCAUCUACAGGGCCAUCUGGUGGUGCAUGGGAUCGAGAAGCAGUUUGAGUGUCCCGUGUGUCACCAGCGUUUCAGUCGGCAGGAUUGCGUCAAGGUACAUAUGCGGCUUCACGACAAGAGUAAGUGUGUGUACUGCGAUGUGUGCCACAAAGCCUUCCUGACGGUGGGUGCGCUCAACAUCCACCUCCGCAUCCACCGUGGGGAGAAGCCAUUCAAGUGUCACCUGUGUUCGAAGUGCUUCACGCAGAAGAAUCAUCUCAUCACCCACAUUAAGCGCCAUACCAAGGUGACGGAUGAUCAUUUUACUAAGAAGCUGGGGCCGCGCAUGUUCAAGUGUGAGCACUGCCCGCGGUCGUUCAUCCGCCUCAGCGACUACGAGCGUCACGUGCAGUGGAACCAUGGGGCGGUGGCGGAGGGAAGCAUCGUGGACAAGCUGCCCACGGUUGGCUCCAUCCUGGACGGGGAGCUGAAGCAGACCGGCCUGGCCCCGCAGAUCUUCAAGGCCCCCAAGGACGCGCUCAACAGCCGGCCUCGCACGCGGCGGCCCAAGAAGGUGAUGUGCACCACCUCCACGCAGACAGACGAGGACGGCGGCCGCAUCAUCGUGCCCCGCCAGUACCAGGUGUCUGCCGCCACGCAGGUGUCCGCCCCGCCCACGCCCCGCCGCGAGGACGACAUGUACGAGAACGACAUCUUCGACGAGGGCAUGGACCGCAACUACAGCUCCGACGAGGACGAGGAGGAGGGCGGCGGCGGCGGCGGCCUGGAGCGUGAGGACCCCCUGGAGCAGAAGGUGUUUUCGCUGCCAGCCACGGCGGAGAUGGCCUCCGACCCCAUCCAGGAUGCAGCCUUUGAUGCCAUCGUGCACGGCCGGGAGGCGCCCCGGGCACCGGUGGGCCAGGGUGGGGCGGCGGCGGGGCAGGCGCAGGCCGGGGCCACCGCAGAGCAGGACAAGCACUCGGAGUUCCUGGCGGAGGUGGUCAACUCCAUCACGCGGCAGGCUAUGGUGCCCCACCCCAGUGAGGACCCUGGGGCGGGGCAGCCGGAUGGGGCCAGGGAGCACAGCAGCUUUGGGGACCUGCCAGAGGUGCGGACGGUGCCGGGCAUCGGCCAGCCGGUGAACACAUCCGGGGGGGUGGGGCUGGACCCACUGGACCCAGGUACGGUAGCCACCCCAGCCAAGGAGGGGGUGGUGAGGAUCAAGAAGGAGCCGGUGGGGGUGCUGCCCAUCCGCCUGCUCAACCCCCCCAAGCGUGGGCGGGGCCGGGGCCGGGGGCGGGGCAGGAAGUGGAGCCCCUACGGCCUGACAGGGGCGGCGGAGCUCAGGGCGAUACGCAUGAACAUGAUGAAGAACCUGCUGGUGGCAGAGGAGGGCAAGCAGGCGGAGGAGGAGGCGGAGGUGGAAGGCGGGGAGCGGGUGGUGGUGCUAGACGAGGAGUUUGGGGCGGGGGCCGGGGCGGGGAGUGGCCUGGUGGAGGAGGUGGAGACGGAGGGCCGUGGCAAGCGCCUGGCCAAGAACAAACAGCACGGGAAGGACUUUGUGUGCAACAUGAAGAGCUGCGAGACCUGCUGCCCCCCCCAGGCCAGGCCCCCCCGCCCCGCCGCCCCCCAGGCCGCACCCGUCCCCAAGGUGAAGGUGGGGGUGAGGCAGGAGUCCCCCAGGAAGGUGCUGCUCAGCAACACCCGGCCCGGCAGCAUCAUCAGCGCCUCGGCCAGCCAGGUGGACAGCGUGCACGGCCUGCUGAGCCUGUCCCAGGGCCACCUGCUGAAGAGCGUCAAGCAGGAGCAGGUCAGCAGCAGCAGCGGCGGCGUGGCGGCCAGGCAGGCGGAGGACGCCAAGAUGAAAGUGGGCAAUCGUGUUGGUUCAUACCCGGUGGACAUCACGGCCAACCCUCUGGGCGGGGCCAAGCGUGAGGACUACUUCGUGACCUCCAGCAGCGCGGCGGCCGCCGUGGUGUCCCCGCCAGUGGAGCUCAUGUCCUUCUGCAUCCCCACCUACUCCUGCAAGCUGUGCUCCAGGGAGUUCCGCUUUGAAGGCAAACUGCACCGCCACAUUGAGAGUGUGCACCAGAACAAGGCCAUCUUCUCCGCCGACGUCAAGCCUGGCCGCGGCAACGCCCGGCUGCAGCGCCCCCCCGGCAGCUCCUCCACCCACCAGUUCAUCACCGGCAUGCCCGCCGGGGCCUCCAUGCAGCUGGAGCACGAGAACCCGGAGAUCGCGGCGCUACGCUCAGAGUGGGACGACGACGAGGACGACGACCCGGAGCCUGAGAGCAAGGCGCGGAUGGGCGGCGGCGGCGGGGCGGGGGAGGGCCUGGAGGCCACCAUGGGCCACGCGCCCAUGACCAUCGUGACGCGGGACAUCGCGCCCAUCACCACCACCAUCACUGACGCCUACAGCGGCGGCGUCAAGGUCAACAUGAACAAGCUGGCUGGGCUGCUGCCCCAGGCCGGCAAGGCCAUCCACCUGGCCCACGGUAACUAUGAGGACGGCCACGCCAGACAAGAUGGGCGGGCGGGCCAGGGCGGCGCCAGCACCAUCCCCUCGGCCUCGCCGCGGGAGCCGGAGACCAUCAUGGCGGACACGCUGGACAUGAAGUGCCGGCGGCUGCUGGAGAAGCUGUUUGACCAGGACCUGCUGCUGCAGUGCGGCCUGCUGGAGGAGCACGUGUCGGUGGUGCUGGGCAAGGUGCUGCAGCACUACGGCGUCAAGAUGAUCGAGGACUACGGGCAGGGCCAGUACGAGGUGCUCAAGUACAACUUGUGGCGCCUCAUUGAGUGGAAGGUGACCAUGGAGCAGAUGGAGGAGUUCUACACGGAGGGCAAGAGUGUGGAGGAGAUGAUGGACGACAUCAUGCACGAGCGCGUCCCCGUCGUGUCCCACCACUUUGUGCCGCGCGACCAGGCGGCCAACGGCACCGGCAGCGCGGUGGGUGGCGGGGAGGCCACGGCCAGCAGCCAGGGCCAGCCCCAGGCCACCACGCACCACCUGGAGACGGUGGACAUGUCUGACGGGCAGGUGGUGCUCCAGCACGUGGCGGGGGUGCUGGGCGGCCAGAUCAGCCUGCCGGAGGGCGUCACGCAGGUGGUGCUGUCGCAGGACAUGUCGCCGGACCUGCUGCAGGGCGCGCACAUCGUCACCAUUGACCCGGCCACCGGGCAGGUCAUCUCCCAGGUCACUGCCGACCAGGUCAUCCUGGCCGACGCCAUCGGCGACGACCUGGAGCAGCAGGUGUCGGCGCUGGACGGCCAGGUGGUGGUGAGCCAGGGCCAGCUGGGCACCAUGUCCCAGGGGACCAUCGUGGCCACGCACCCCUCGGGCAUGCCGCUGCAGGCCGGCCAGGUGCUGGUGCAAGAGGCCGGCGGCACACACCAGGUGGUCAAGAUGGAGGCCGUCACCACCACCGCCGCGCACCACCACCACCAUCACCACCACUGACUCACCACCAGCCCCGCCACCACCAUCAUCCCCAUCACCACCGCCACCGCCACCCCAACAAACCCUGUACAAAACCACCUCGGAAAAGACUUCUCGUACUUUUAAGUCUUCUAUACAUAAUAUAAAUACUAUACAUAUAUGCAUAUAUGAAUAUAUCGCUCCAUACAUGACCUGACCUGACCUGACCCUGUCCUUGGUUUGGCACCCCACACCACAGCGGGGACGGUGAAACUGUCUGCCGCUGUGAGGGGAAGCGAGUGUGAGUGAAUGAGAGUGUGAGUGAGUGUGAGUGUGUUAUCAUUUCCUCAGGUUUGCUGUACAUAAAUAACACUGUUGGCAUUACUAAGUCUUGUAGUGAGUGCCUUUCUGUACUUGUGUGAGCCUGUCUAUUGUUUACCACGGCGGACGGGCGGAGCGACGGAAGGAAGGAGCGCAGGACAUAACCAUUCACCCACCACACACGCCUGCUCUUCCGCCCCUCGCUCCACCGUUCCGCCGCAGCCAUCACCAGUCAUUCCUCCUCCAUUUCGUUCCGUCUUGUCGUCAGUGAUUACGUCGUUUGAGUUUCUGUAUAGCGAAUUACGCCGAGAAAUGUCUGUGAGUCUUGUCUCCGUGUACAAUUACGAUUACCGACGUCAGUGGCUAUAAGAUAAUUUUUCUACGGCCCCCCAAGGCAUGUACCUCCACGCCCCGCCCUACCCUUACCCUCCCCCCCCCAUUCAGGAGUCGUGUACGUGUGUGUGUGCGUGUGUGUGUCGAGAAGGUGACACGCUUACACGAUUAUUUAUAUUCGGAAUAAAAAUGAAUUCUGUA